AUGGCUGGUUCCCAGGUCCGCUGCCUGGAGAGUGAAGAGCCAUACGUUAAAGUAACUGAAUCGCAUCCUGAAUUUUAUUACUGUGAGGGUCAGCGGCUGGCCCUUGAAGCCCUGUUCACGGAAGGCGAAGAGGCCUUUAAAGAGUGCCUCUCCCAGGAAAAGCUGCGCCCCUUUCUGUCAGAUGGAGAACUGCAAGAACUGAAGGCAGCAGCAAUUGCAGAAGACUUGCACACUCCCCCACCAGGUGGGGCAGGGAAACACAGCCAUGGAGAGAAAGGAUCAAGUCUCAGUUACUGGCCUGGACGAUCGGAUGAGCCUACUCCAGACCUGGACUUGGGCUGGCCGGACAACAGUGUUUGGAAAGGGAUUACCCGAGCAGAGAUCUACACCCACCCACCAGGAGAGGGAGCACCACACAUCAAGGAGCUGGUGCGCAGAUGUAUUCAACAAGCUAGCAAGGUGAUUGCUAUAGUUAUGGAUGUUUUCACGGACCCUGACAUCCUCUUAGAUCUCUAUGAUGCGGCACUCCGGCGCCGAGUCCCUGUCUAUGUUGUUCUCAGCAGACAGCAACUUACCUCCUUCCUCACCAUGGCUGAGAAAACAUGCCUUAACGUCCGCCACACAGAGAACCUGAGAGUCCGAGUCAUCCAUGGUUGCACUUUCCAAAGCAGACAGCAGAAACAAGUCACGGGGACUGUGAAGGAGAAAUUUGUACUGAUUGAUGGAGAAAUCGUGAUCACCGGCAGCUACAGCUUCACAUGGACCGACGCCCGCCUGAACCGCCAGCUGGUCACACGGCUUACAGGAGAAGUGACGGAAGCAUUUGACCGGGAAUUCCGCACCUUGUAUGCUGCCUCCUGCCCGCUGCCAGCACUAGAAAUGCCACCUAGACUUCAGCCUGCUUCAAUGACUCCAUUACCGAGCGCCAAUGGGCCAGAUGUUGCUCCAUACAUAAGUAUCCUGGAUGGGGUGCAGCUGUCCAACUGCAUUGCAGAGCGGCGCUCUGUGGCCCCUCAACCUGUGGCCAAGAGUCGUGCUGGUGAGUGGGAGCUAGUAUUAGCCUCCCCUGCCACUGCUGAAGACCCUAUGCUACCUGCUCCACCUCCAGAGGUGUCUAUCCGAAACCGUUUGGCAGCAUGGCGUGGCACAAACCUUUCAGGAAGGGGCCUGCAUGGGUCCCCCGAGGGCCACAGUGCUCUUAGCGAUAUCCUCAGGAAUGUACAGCGGACCCGGCUGUCAGCAGCCAAGACUACAGGUGCCCGUGCCAGUAAGUCACUGUGGGAUCUCAGCCGCAUCAGCCAACUCUCUGGAUCCAGCACAACAGGAUGGGGACGGAAUGGGAUAGACUCAGCUGAAGAAGCUAAGAAAUGGGGUUAUCAAGACACACCAGCAAAGGAGCUGAUGAAACAGCGAGGGGCUGGCCAUGCCCCAGAAGAAACAAGAAUGCCCAUCUACCUGCCACAUGGGCGUAUGAUUCCUUCCCCUGGCUACUUGCCUCUAGGAAGACUACAAGGACAACUGUAUCAUAACCCUCUCAGUACAGGUCUACCCCGGGCUUGGGGGCACUCAGGAAAACCCCACUAUGGGCAUCAGGUACGCUUCUGACAUCCCUCUGAAAACCCCAAGGUAGGAAGAAGAAUACUGGGAUGCUAAUCUGCAACAAACUGGAAUAUUUCCUUCAGGA
Messenger RNA from Rhineura floridana, 1684 nucleotides. It is a transcript of the gene SACK1E, whose product is annotated as family with sequence similarity 83 member E. Bases 1 to 1605 code for a protein of 534 amino acids. The transcript has 5 exons. The record is from RefSeq and is a predicted model, not a curated record. Lineage: Eukaryota; Metazoa; Chordata; Lepidosauria; Squamata; Rhineuridae.